GACUACCAAGGGCGAAUUCGAUGGCGUGAUGGGAAAAUCUCAGAUGAGCGAGGUUCACAAAGAGUUGAAAGAGGCAAUGGCUCAGCUUAAUGCUAUACGGUAUGAGAUUCGAAGUGGUCUUUCCUUCACUGGCUCGCCUCCGGUACGAGAAGUGUAUCCUGAGGAGUCUGCUACUGCUAGUCAUUCUACUACGACCUCCACUGUGACCUCUCAAACCGUGACCACCACAACAACAGCCACAGCAUCUUCCCAAGAUGCUUCCUCACAUCAAGGCUUCGAUGUCGCUGCUCAGAAUUUGGCCUCGGCGACAGCAUCACAAGUCACAGCCACGACUUCUGCAAGCUCAGAUCACCAUGGUCUACUCUCGAGCCAAAUGGAACAGCUUCGUAAGCAAUUCUACGAUCAGGAGAUGCAGCAGAACAGUAAGCCAGGAGUCGAUUUCGUCAAGAUGGAAGUAAACCAUUCAAUCGCUGCCAGACGACCGCAAAGUGCUCCAGACAAGGAAGUCGAUGUUAUACCAGUCUCGGCAGCGAUAGCAAAGCUGAUCCCAGAAAGAACAGGUCCAACGACUGGAUCGGACAUAAUGCUGGAAGCCAUCGAAGAAAUGAAGGUGGCUUCUCAUGCUCUUGUUGUCAUGAAGCAGUACGCCGUGAAUCUUAGUCAGCAGCAACCAGAGCAAGAUCAGCAUCAGCAGGACCAGCAGCAACAGUAGCAGUCAAAAGUUCGUUUUGUUCUCUCCCCCAUUUUCCUCAAAAAGCAGAGGAUCUUUCGGAGCCCUAAAAAGCAUGGAGAAUGCCGUGAAGGACUAUGCGGCAGGACUGGCGGCUGGAUUGGCGACUGUGACCGUCGGGCAUCCAUUCGACACUGUCAAGGUGAACUUACAAGCCCGAAGCCCAGUAGCGCAUGCUAGCGCCAUUCGCUGUGCAGGAUGGAUUCUCAAUCACGAAGGGGUAAGAGGAUUGUACAAAGGUGCUACAUCUUCUUUUGCCGGCAUGGCUGUUGAAGGCUCGCUGCUGUUCGGCAUUUAUUCACAGACAAAAGCAAGAUUGCAGGGAGGAGAGGCAGCAGCAAGAACACCCAAUCUUUCUACUGUGCUGCCCUCCGCAGCAUUCGGUGGAGGAAUUAUCAGUUUGAUACUCUGUCCUACGGAACUAGUUAAGUGUAGGCUCCAGGUUCAAGAGAAGGGUUCUUCGAGCAAAGAGCUGCGAAGAUACUCCGGUCCAUUGGAUUGUGCAAAAAAAACUAUUCACGCUGGAGGGGUUCCAGGAUUGUUUCGAGGACUGUCAGCUACAUUUUUCAGGGAAUCUGUCGGAAAUAUGUGCUUUUUUGCAACAUAUGAGACGAGUCGGUCGUUCAUGCUGUCGCACCUUUCAAAGGAGACAAGUUUAUCUUCCCGGCUACAAGCAAGCUCAUUCUCCCAGACACUCUUCGAGGCUGUCGUUGGAAUCGUUAGCGGGGGAGUAUCUGGAAUGGCGUUUUGGGUAGCAGUUCUACCAUUUGACGUAGCCAAGACACGGAUACAAACGGCACUCGACUUGAGCGAGUCGAGGAGCUUGCUGUUCAACUUGAGAAAGAUCCGGAGAGAGCUUGGCUUCCGAGGUCUUUACACCGGCUUGGGCCCGACUUUGGUGCGAGCUUUCCCAGCUAACGCGGCUGCUAUAGUCACUUGGGAACUUACGGCCAAGCUGCUGGGCUCUAGGCAGCUACACACUCUGGAGAGCUCGCUCGUUUAAUGUAUUGCAACCAAAUUUUUUUUAAAAAUUUACCACAGAGAACUCGCAUCAUUUCCUGCAUUGUUGUCAAACAUUCCACAAUAAAGACAAGAAGCUCACAAAAUCAGGGGCUGCUGAUUGUGAGUUAAUUAAUAAAUUUAAAUUCCAAUCA
This is a messenger RNA of Selaginella moellendorffii, 1884 nucleotides long. RefSeq names its product mitochondrial arginine transporter BAC1. NCBI's taxonomy places the organism in Eukaryota, Viridiplantae, Streptophyta, Lycopodiopsida, Selaginellales, Selaginellaceae. Gene Ontology annotation, biological process: mitochondrial L-ornithine transmembrane transport. Gene Ontology annotation, molecular function: L-ornithine transmembrane transporter activity. The transcript has 14 exons. The record is from RefSeq and is a predicted model, not a curated record. The coding region runs from base 786 to 1733 and encodes 315 amino acids.